This is a messenger RNA of Echinostoma caproni, 4419 nucleotides long. The record is from the annotation of a GenBank genome assembly. Lineage: Eukaryota; Metazoa; Platyhelminthes; Trematoda; Plagiorchiida; Echinostomatidae.
AUGAUGGUGAUGAUGAUGAUGAUGAUGAUGAUUCUGAUGAUGAUGACGGACGUUGAUGAUGAUGAUGAUGUUGUUGAUGAUGAUGAUGAUCAUGGUGAUCAUGUUGAUACGAUGAUGAUGAAGAUGAUGAUGAUGAUGAUGAUGAUGAUGAUGAUGGUGAUGAUGAUGAUGAUGAUGAUGAUUACGAGGGUGAUAAAGAUGAUGAUGAUGAUGAUAAUGUUGAUGAUGAUGGUGAUGAUGAUGAAUGACGAUGAUGAUGAUGAUGAUGACUUGGAUGUUGAUGACUGGAAGGAUGACUCGGCUGAUGAUGAUGAUGAUGACCAGGAUCAUGAUGACGAUGUUAAUGACUGGGAUGAUGAUGAUGAUGAUCAUGAUGAUGACUCGCAUGACGAUGACUCGUGUGAUGAUGACGAUGUUGAUGAUGAUGAUGAACAUGAUGAUGAUGAUGAUGCUGAAGAUGAACGGGACGAUGACGACUCGGAUGAUGAUGACUCGUAUGAGGAUGACUGGGAUGAUGAUGAUGAUGAUGACUCGGAAGAAGACUCGGAUGAAAAUGAUUCGGAUGACGAUGAUUGGGAUGAUGAUGAUGAAGAUGAUGAUGAUGAUGAUGAUGAUGAUGAUGAUGAUGACUCGGAUGUAGAUUACACGGCUGAUGAUGAGUCGGAUUAUGACGAAGAUGAUGAAAAUUAUGAAGAUGAUAUAAAUGAUCAUGGUGAUGAAUCUGAUGAUGAUGAUGAUGAUGAUGAUGAUGAUAAUGAUGAUGAUGAUGAUGUUGAUGCUGAUGAUGAUGAUCAUCGACAUGAUGAUGAUGACCGGGAUGAUGAUGAUGAUGAUGAUGAUGAUGACGAUGAUGUUGACUGGGAUGAUAAUGAUGAUGAUGAUGAUGAAUCGGAGGAUGAUCAUGAUGAUCACUCGGAUGAUGACUCGGAUGACUAUGUCUCGAAUGAGGAUGACUGGGAUGAUGAUGUCCGGGAUGAUGAUGAAUCUGAUGAUGAUGAUGAUGAUGAUGAUGAUGAUGAAUUUGGUGAUGAUGACUCGUAUGAUGACUGGGAUGAUCAGGACUCGGAUGAAGAAUCGAAUGAUGAUGACUCGGAUCAUAAUGACGCUGAUGAUGAUGACUGGGAGGAUGAUGACUCGGAUGAUGAUGAUGAUGCUGAUGAUGACUCGCAUGACGAUGACUCGGUUGAUGAUGAUGAUGAUGAUGAUGAUGAUGAUGUUUAUGAUGACCGGGAUGAUAAUGAUGAUGAUGAUGACUGGGAUGAUGAAGUUGAUAAGGAUGAUGACUCGGAUGAGGAUGAUGACUGGGAUGAUGAUGAAUAUGAUGAUGACUCGGAUGCUGAUGAUGAUGAUGAUGAUGAAUCGGAUAAUGAUGAUGAUGAUGAUAACUCGCAUGACGAUGACACGCGUGAUGAUGAUGAUGAAUGUGAUGAUGAUGUUGAUGAUGAUCGGGAUGAUGAUGAUUAUGAUGAUGAUGACUGGUAUGAUGAUGAUGAUAUUGAGGAUGAUCAUGACUCGCAUGACGAUGACUCGGCUGAUGAUGAUGAUGAAGAUGUUGAUGAUGAUGAUGAUGAUGUUGAUGAUGAUCAUGAUGAUGAUGUUGAUGAUGAUGUUCAUGAUGAUGUUGAUGUUGACCAGCAUGAUGAUGAUGAUGAUGAUGAUGAUGAUGAUGAUGAUGAUGAUGAUGGUGAUGUUGAUCAUGACUCGGAUGACGAUGAAUCGGGUCAUGAUGAUGACCAGGAUGAUGAUGAUGACAAUGAUGACGACUCGGAUGAUAACUCGGAAAAUGAUGACUCGGAUGAUAAUGACUGGAAGGUUCAUGACACGGAUGAUGACGAUCAUGAUGAUGAUGACUCGGCAGAUGAUUCGGAUGAUGAUGACUCGGACGAUGAUAACACGUUUGAUGAUGACGCUGACGAAGAUGAUUCGGAGGAUGGUGAUGAUGAUGAUGAUGAUGAUGAUGAUGAAGAUGAUGACUCGGAUGAUGACGAUGAUGAUGAUGAAUCCGAUGAUGAUGGUGAUGAUGACAACUCGAAUAAUGAUCUUGAUUUUGAGGACUGGGAUGAUGACAAUUACGAUGAUGAUGACUCGGAAGAUGAUGAUCAUGAUUAUGAUGAUGAAUCGCAUGAAUAUGACACGGAUGAUAAUGAUGAUGAUGAUGAUUAUGAUGACUCGGUUCAUGAUGAUGAUGAUGAUGAUGAUGAUGAUGACUCGGAUGAUGACGAUGAUGAUGACGAUGAUAUUGAAUGGGAUGAUCAUGAUGAUGAUGAUGACGUUGAAUCGGAGGAUGAUGAUAAUGCUGACGACGAUGAUGAUGAUGAUGAUGACGAUGAUGACUCGGAUGAUGAUGAUGAUGACUCGGAUGAUGAUGAUGAUGACUCGGAUGAUGAUCAUGAUGACGAUGAUAAUGACUGGUGUGAUAAUGACGAUGAUGUUGAUGAUGAUGAACAAGAUGAUGAUGAUGAUGUUGACGAUGACCGGUUCGAUGCUGAUGAAGAUGACGACCGGGAUGAUGAUGAUAAUGAUGAUGAAUCGGAGGAUGAUGAUGAUGAUCACUUGGAUGAUGACUCGGAUGAUGUUGACUCGUAUGAGGAUGACUGGGAUGAUGAUGACUGGGAUGAUGAUGAUGAUGAUGCUGAUGAUGAUGAUGAUGACUCGGAUGAAGUCUCGGAUGAAGAUGACUCGUAUGACGAUGACUGGGAUGAUGAUGAUGAUGAUGCUGAUCAGUCGGAGGAUGGUGAUCAUGCUGAUGAUGAAGACCGGAAUGAUGAUCAUGGGGAUGAUGACUGGGAUGAUGACGAUGAUGAUGAUGAUGAUGACUCGGAUAUAGAUUACACGGCUGAUGAUGAGUCGGAUGAUGAUGAAGAUGAUGAAAAUGACGAAGAUAAUAAAAAUGAUGAUGAUGGUGAACCUGAUGAUGAUGAUGAUGAUGUUGAUGCUGAUGAUAAUGAUGAUGAUGAUCGAGAUGAUGAAGAUGAUGAUGUUGACUGGGAUGAUGAUGAUGUUGAUGAUGACCCGGUUGAUGAUGAUGAUGAUGAUGAUGAAGAUGAUGAUGAUGAUGAAUUUGAUGAUGAUGACUCGUAUGAUGAUGACGAUGAUGACUCGGAUGAUGAUCAUGAUCAUGAUGAUGGUGACUCGGAUGACGACUCGGAUGAUGAUGAUGAUGAUGAUGAUGAUGAUGAUGAUGACUGGGAUGUUGCUGAUGAUAAUGUUGAUUACUGGGAUGAUGAUGUUGAUUAUGUCUCGGAUCAUGAUGAUGGAGAUGAUGAUGACUGGCAUGACGAUGACUCGGGUGAUAAUGAUGAUGAUGAAGAUGAUGAUGAUGAUGAUCAUGGUGAAGAUGACCGGGAUGAUGAUGAUGACGAUGACUGGGUUGAUAAUUAUGAUGACGAUGAAGACUCGGAUGUAGAUUACUCGGAUGAUGAUGAGUCCGAUGAUGAUGAUGAUGAUGACUCGGAUGAUGAUGAUGAUGAUGAUGAUGACACGGAUGAUGACGAUGAUGAUGAUGAUGAUGAUGACUUGGAUGAUGAUGACUCGAAUGAUGAUGAUGACUCGGAUGAUGAUGACUCGGAUAAUGAUGACUCGGAUGAUGAUGAUGAUGAUGACCAGGAUCAUGAUGACGAUGAUGAUGACUGGGAUGAUUAUGAUGAUGACGAUGAUGCUGACUCGCAUGACAAUGACUCGUGUGACGAUGUUGAUAAUGAUGAAGCCUCGGAUGUAGAUGACUCGGAUGAUCAUGACUCGGGAGAUGAAGAUGACUCGGAUGAUCAUCAUGUUGAUGAGUCGGAUGAUGACUCGGAUGAAGGUGACUCGAAUGAUGAUGACACGGAUGAUGUUGAAUGGGAUGAUGAUGAUGAUGGUGACUCGGAUCAUGAUGAGGAUGAAUGUGACCGGGAUGAAGAUGAUGAUGAUGAUGGUGACUCGGAGGAUGAUGACUCGGAUAAUGAUUAUAAUGAUCAUGACUCGGAGGAUGAUGAUGAUGAUGAUGAUGAUGACUCGGAUGAUGAUCAGUCGGCUGAUGAAGACGAUGACGUUUCGGAGGAUGGUGAUGAUGAUUUGGAUGAUGAUGAUGAUGACUCGGUAUAUGAUGAUGAGUAUGAUGAUGAUGAUUCGGAUGAUGAUGACUCGGAUGAUGAUGACUCGGAGGAUGUUGAUCAUAAUUUGGACGAUGAUGACUCGGAUGACGACUCGGAAGAUGAUGAUGAUGAUGAUGAUGAUGAUGAUGAUGAUGAUGAUGAUGAUGACAGGGAUGAUGAUGAUGAUGAUGAUGAUGAUGAUUCGCACGCUGAUGAUGAUGAUGAUGAUGAAUCGGAUGAUGACGAUGAUGGUGAUGAUGAUGGUGACACGGAUAAUGAAGAUGAUGAUGAUGAUGGUGACUCGGAGGACGAUGACUCGGAUAAUGAUUAUAAUGACGAUGACUAG